AAGUUAGCUAAUUAAGCUAAACAGCGACAGAUCUUUAAGGCACAAUGGUAACAUCGUAAUCUAUGGUUGUUUGCAAACAGGAAAUCAGAAAUGAACUGACCAAAAAAGAAAAACAGUGAUUUAUUCAACGUUAGCAGGUCUUAGCGAAUGAGCCCAGCAAAUUCCCUAGUUAGCUACAGUAGCUAGCGAGCGAGCGAGCAACAACACAGCGCUGACAUUGUGAGCGCUAAGAGCCAAUCUUCAGUGACGUAUAAGGAAAAACUUGCGUAUCCACUUGUACACUGUCUUUGCCGGAUGCAUGGAAAAUGUUUUGACACUCCCAGUCAUCCGGCCUGUAACAAAUGGAGUUUCCAGAGGAGGUUCUCGCCCAUAUUUUCUCCUACCUCCCGUUGUGGGACCGGUACAGCGCCUCCUUGGUGUGCAAGGCGUGGUCCCAAACUAUGACCCACCCCUUUGUUUGGUACUACACCGAGGUCAGGUGUGAGUCCGGCGCAGAGGGCCGCGGCCUGCCGCAGUUCCGCCGGCUCCUGAAGCUGGUCCGCCACCUGAAGAUCUCCAUCCGCCACCCCAAGGAGGAGGCGGGCCGCAGCAUGGCGGUGCGGGCGCUCAGCUACACCACGGCGUCGGAGAGCCGUCUGAGCGCGCUCUGCGUCUCCUGCACGGGCGAUUUCCCGCUCUUCUACUCCGGCGAGGACAUCCUGCAGGGCAUCCGGGCGGUCUUCCUGAACGAGGACAGCGGGCUUUCGCUGCGCGAGGUGGACCUCCGCGAGAUGCCCUUCACGCUCAACGACUCGCUGGUCCUCAACGUGGCCCGCCGCAGCCCCGGCCUGCGCCGGCUGUUCGUCAACAACAAGACGCUGGUGUGCAACGUCACCGCGGAGACGGUGCGGCAGGUGCUGGCGCUGUGCCCGCGGCUGUGCGCGCUGGGCGCCUUCUACGCCAGCCUGUCCGAGGAGGUGCUGGGCGAGCUCCUCCGCCCGGGGAGGGCGCCCUUCUCCCUGCUGGAGCUGUUCUGCGAGAGGUCCGACAAGUACGCGCACAUGGUCUCCGACCGCUUCUGGGAGGCCCUGCGGGCCCGGCACCCGGCGCUGGCGGUCAACGUGGUCCUCAACCACACGCUUCCCGCCAAGAUGUUCCUGAAGAUCCUGCAGCCCAGCCUGCCUGUAAGGGAGCUGGAGCUCAUCACUUUCACCAGCCUGGUGACGGAGCUGGACUUCGCCGCCGGGCACUACAGCGACACGCUGGAGAGGCUGGUGCUGCAGACCUCGGCCCCCGGGGGCCAGCUGGACCCGGCCCUGCUGGUCGUGGCCGAGCGUUGUGGCCGGCUGAGGGAGGUGCACUGCUACUGCGUGGUGUCGCUGAGAGUGGUGGCCGCUUUCCUCCAGCACUGCCCCCAUCUCUGGAGGUACACCCUGAAGACCACGAAGGAGCCUCACCCCUGGACCUGCACCGUGCUCAAAUAAGGGAGAGGGGGAGGGAGGGAGGGAAGGAGGAAGAGGGAAGGAGAGAUGUGGUAGAGAGUGGGGGUGUCGCUGCGAGUGGUGGCGGCCUUCCUCCACCGCUGCCCCCGUGUCUGGAGGUACUCCCCGAAGACCACCUCACCCCUGGACCUGCACCGUGCUCAAAUAAGGGAGAGGAGGAGGAGAGAGGGAAAGAGAGAGAUGUGGUGGAGAGUGUGCGAGGGAUGGGUAGAGUGGGAGGACAAGACAACACUAUGAUUAUCAGCUUAUGCAAAUAAGAAAACACCAAUUUCUGCAUUUGAUAUAUUCACGUAUUAUGAGUUCAACAAACAAAGCUUUGCCUUUUUGUAAAGUUUCAUAUCAUUAACACAUAAUGUAAGGGAGGAGACAUGCAUGAACAUAUUUCUUAGCCUAUAAAAAACACACGCAUAGAUCACUUUACAUCGCUUUUAUUUUGUCCUUUUUCAGCAGGUCAGUGGCAUAGAAGAUGCACGCCAUAAUUCUCAGUCUCAGCAAAGGCCAUGCAAUUAAUCAGGUCCUAUUUUUGGAUGCCUCAAAGGUUCCUUUUAUUGCAGUUGUAUCAUCAAUCAGUGCCAACGGAGAGCAUUUUUUAAUGAGUGGACUUUGACCCCCCUGAUAAUCACUCAUAGGUGUGUUUAACCCGUGUGUUUAACCCUGUUUCCUUAUAGCUGAUUCCUUAUAAUGAAACUGGCCUGGGUCAAAUAUAACUAGAACAUUGUUGAAAUUUUAAAGUAAUGCAGAAAUAAAUGUAUGCAAAAUAA
This is a messenger RNA of Conger conger (European conger), 2242 nucleotides long. It is a transcript of the gene fbxl8, whose product is annotated as F-box and leucine-rich repeat protein 8. The transcript is spliced from 4 exons. The record is from RefSeq and is a predicted model, not a curated record. Lineage: Eukaryota; Metazoa; Chordata; Actinopteri; Anguilliformes; Congridae. The coding region runs from base 342 to 1463 and encodes 373 amino acids. Gene Ontology annotation, molecular function: protein binding.